Myotis daubentonii (Daubenton's bat) is the source of this 2611-nucleotide messenger RNA. It is a transcript of the gene SLC34A3, whose product is annotated as solute carrier family 34 member 3. The transcript is spliced from 13 exons. Gene Ontology annotation, biological process: intracellular phosphate ion homeostasis; sodium-dependent phosphate transport. Bases 692 to 2500 code for a protein of 602 amino acids. NCBI's taxonomy places the organism in Eukaryota, Metazoa, Chordata, Mammalia, Chiroptera, Vespertilionidae. Gene Ontology annotation, molecular function: sodium:phosphate symporter activity. The record is from RefSeq and is a predicted model, not a curated record. Gene Ontology annotation, cellular component: vesicle; apical plasma membrane; brush border.
AGGUGCCUGGGCUCCGCGGGGUACCCCCGGGGGCCUCGCUCCUGGGUAAACAUUAAUGCGGCUCAGCCCACGGCAGGUCAUGUGGGCGCCCAGUGGAUCUUUGACCUGCGGCUGAGCCCGCCUGUGUCUCCUCCCCACAGGUGCCCCUCACUACCCACACAGGUAGGAGCCUCGAGGACAGGAGGGGCGCGGGGAACACGGGAGCCAGGGCUGGGGGACCUCCAGGACAGGGACCGGCCUGUGUGCCAGCAGGAGGGAGGGUGACCGAGCCCCCCAGGACCGGGCCUGGGGAAGGGGGAGUUGAGGCGGAGAGCUGGGUGGGGGCCUCAGACCCCACGGGCUGAGGGGGAGCCCGGGGCGGAGCCGGCACCGACGCUCCCUGCCCUGCCCCCUCCUCGGGGGUGGGGCCCUUAUCGAGAGGAGAUGGCACCAUUUGGUAUCAGAUGCCAAAGUCUAAGUCAUCGCCAUGGCCUCGGUGACACCUGGCAGAAGAGGUCCCGGGUUCCAGGCUCCCAGCCACUUCCGGCCGAGCCUCAGCACCCUCUGCCCUGGGCCACCCACCAGGCCUGCUGCCAGCCGGACAGCGAGGGAGCCGGCCGCGGGGCUCAACUCUGCCCCCGAACUGAACUGGGCUUCCUGACAGCCGCCUGAGAUCCGGGCUUGGGCCUGGGUCUGUCCCUGCCCGGAAUCCAUGCGGAGCUCUCUCCCCGGUGGCCAGGUCAGCCCCCCGACUCUGGACACGGUUGGGCUGGUGGACCAGAGUCUAGGAAACACAGGGACCUCCAGCCCUGCCCCCGCCAUGGAGGAGGGGCCCGUGGACCCCUGGGCCCUGCCCCAGCUGAAGGACACGGGCCAGUCCUGGAAAGAGCUCAGCGUGGCCGGCAGGGUCCGGCGGGUCCUGCUGGGCUUCCUCAAGGCCUGCGGGCUCCUGGGCAGCCUCUACCUCUUCAUCUGCUCCCUGGACAUCCUCAGCUCUGCCUUCCAGCUGCUGGGCAGCAAGGUGGCCGGGGACAUCUUCAAGGACAACGUGGUGCUGUCCAACCCCGUGGCCGGGCUGGUCAUCGGGGUGCUGGUCACGGUGCUGGUCCAGAGCUCGAGCACGUCCUCCUCCAUCGUGGUCAGCAUGGUGGCCUCCAACUUGCUGCACGUCCGGGAAUCCGUGCCCAUCAUCAUGGGUGUCAACGUGGGCACAUCCAUCACCAGCACCCUGGUCUCCAUGGCACAGUCGGGGGACCGGGACGAGUUCCGGAGGGCCUUCGGGGGCUCGGCGGUGCACGGCAUCUUCAACUGGCUCACGGUGCUGAUCCUGCUGCCGCUGGAGACCGCUGUGGCCCCGCUGGAGAGGCUCAGCGAGCUGGCCCUGCAGGCCGUCAGCCUGCAGCCCGGGACACAGGCGCCCGACAUCCUCAAGGUGCUGACGCAGCCGCUCACCCACCUCAUCGUGCAGCUGGACGCUGACGCGAUUGCCAACAGCGCCACGCACAACGCCACCAACAGCAGCCUCAUCAAGCACUGGUGUGGCGCCAGGGAGCCCACGAUCCCAGGAAACAGCAGCGACUGCGGGACGGCGACCUCAGGCCCCUGCCCUGAGACGAAUGGCUCAACCACCGGGGAGCAGCUGCCCUGCCACCACCUGUUCUCGGGCACGGCGCUCUCGGACCUGGCCGUGGGCCUCAUCCUGCUGGCCGGCUCCCUGCUCGUGCUCUGCUCCUGCCUCGUGCUCAUCGUCAAGCUGCUCAACUCCGUGCUGCGUGGCCGCAUCGCCCAGGCCGUGCGGACCGUCAUCAACGCCGACUUCCCCUUCCCGUUCGGCUGGCUCAGCGGCUACCUGGCCAUCUUGGUGGGCGCCGGCAUGACCUUCGUGCUGCAGAGCAGCAGCGUCUUCACGGCCGCGAUCGUGCCGCUCAUGGGGGUCGGGGUGAUCAGCUUGGAGCGGGCCUACCCCCUCUUACUGGGCUCCAACAUCGGAACCACCACCACGGCUCUGCUGGCCGCUCUGGCCAGCCCCCCGAAAAUGCUGUCCAGCGCUCUCCAGGUGGCCUUCAUCCACUUCUUCUUCAACGUGGCUGGCAUUCUGCUGUGGUACGUCGUGCCCGUCCUGCGCCUGCCCAUCCCGCUGGCCAAGCACUUCGGAGACCUGACGGCGCGCUACCGCUGGGUGGCGGUGGCCUACCUGCUGCUCAGCUUCCUGCUGCUGCCGCUGGCCACCUUCGGGCUCUCGCUGGCGGGGCCCGCGGUGCUGGCCGGCGUCGCGGGGCCGGUGGCGGCGCUGCUGCUCCUGGUCGCGCUGAUCAACGUGCUGCAGCGGCGGCGGCCGGCCUGGCUGCCGCGCGCCCUGCGCUCCUGGGCCUGGCUGCCCCGCUGGCUGCGCUCCCUGGAGCCGUGGGACCGCCUCGUGGGCCGCUGCUGCCCCUGCCGGGCCUGCAACCCCCCGCCCGCCGCCGCCAAGGAGGCGCACUGCUACGAGAACCCCGAGGUCCUGGCCUCCCAGCGGCUGUGAGCGGGGAGGGGUCCCCGCCCCGCACUGCGCGCGGGGCGCCCGGGGGUCCCGUAGCUGCGGACUUGGAGUCAGCGGGCUCGCCUUCUCCGCAAAUAAACGCCUGGGACCCGA